UAUCAUUUCCUAGAACUACAUUUCCCAUGAAUCCAAAGUCGACUUCCGGUUGAGAGAACAACCGCCAACUUGGGGAGUUAUGGGCUGUCUUUCAUCGUUUUAACAAUUUUAUUAAUUUGCAAAAACAACACGAUGCUUCGCCGAAAACCGACCCGUCUCGAGCUGAAGCUGGACGAUACCGAGGAGUUUGAGAGUGUGAAGAAGGAACUGGAGAGCAGAAAGAAACAACGAGAUGAAGUGGACGUGGUCGGAGUCACACCGACUGAGAUGAGCAGCUCUGUCGGAGGAUCAGACGGGAAAACCCGAGAGCAAACCAUUCACGAGCGAAUAGGAUACAAGCCUCACCCGAAGUCGAACACACUUCCGUCGUUCUUUGGGAACCUCCAGUUUUGAGUAAACUGACUGGCAUGUUUUGCACCAAUGCCUUUUUUUUUUCUUUUUUGAAAAAUUGCAAACUGUUUCUAGUUUCUGUUCUAAUUGAGGAGGAUGGAAGCCAGAGCCACUCCAUACUCAAGAGUUCACAUGGCAAACUGUUUUUAAUGUGUGUUUUUGUAAUAAUUUCAAGUGAUUAUUAACAAUAAAAAGAAUGUAUAUACUGUA
Molecule: messenger RNA, 600 nt
Organism: Clarias gariepinus (North African catfish)
Lineage: Eukaryota; Metazoa; Chordata; Actinopteri; Siluriformes; Clariidae
Gene: cdc26
Product: cell division cycle 26 homolog
Exons: 3
Coding region: 133-393 (86 amino acids)
Biological process (GO): regulation of mitotic cell cycle; anaphase-promoting complex-dependent catabolic process; protein K11-linked ubiquitination
Cellular component (GO): anaphase-promoting complex
Source: RefSeq, a predicted model, not a curated record